UCACGCCCAAGCACACACUGCGUUGGAUGACAUACAGUCCGUGCAGAUAAAGGCUCUGUCGACAACAUGGUGUUCCGACUUUGUCUGUGUGUAGCCUUGCUGUUUGUUUGUGGAUAUGCCAACAAGUCCAGUGACUACUGCCGGGUUUUACUCAACAAAGACACAUUUACGACAUCCUUGGACCAAUUUCUGGCUUCAUGGAAUGAGACUGGUGGGGUCACGGACAUGGGCGGUGAAAACAAAACAGCCUGCCUGGCAGCUGUGGACAGACGUGUUAUUGACCUGGAGAACAAAGUCGCCAACCUGACGUCGGAGCGGAGUGCAGAUUGUGGUCCUCCGCCUCAACAACAAAACACAGACGUCUACAUUUCAUCGGGUUUUCAAUCCAUUGCCACCUACACAUGCAAGACGGGUUUCGUGAGCGUCCAUCUUGGUCAACAACCAACGGGCUGGUGUCAAAAAGACAGGAACUGGACGAAGGUCAACUUGAAGUGUUUCAACCUCUCUAGCUGUUGGUUGGCACCUACUGGAAGAGCGUUGUACACCGGAACUGUAUCAAACACCACAACUGGCAGGGUCUGUCAGCGAUGGGAUUCUCAGGAGCCACACGGUCACAACAAUUAUCAAGACGCUAAGUUCUCCAUCCCAGGAUUUGACCCUCCCCCAAGUGUCACAGAAUCCGCUAACUACUGCCGUGACCCAGAUUACGAAGGGUUUGCAUGGUGUUACACAACGGAUCCAUCAUCCCGCUUCGAAAGGUGUGAUGUCCCUGAGUGUGAGAUCCAGGAUUGACAGGCUUACAAGUACGAAACUGGCCCAGCUGGCUUCUGUCCUCGUCCUCUCUCCCACUAUAACCAGUGUUGUCUUUACUAUGAGAUAUUUCUAUGUUGUGGGUUGGGAGGAAUUCGUACUUUGCAACAUUAAAAUCGGUCAUUGUGAAACAAUUAUAGACCGGAUGUUCUGGACCCCAGGAUUUGACACACCCAAAACUGUCACGGGAUCUGCAAACUCCUGCCGUGACCCAGAUCGUACAGGGUUCUUAUGGCGUUUCACAAUGGGAAAAAUGUAAUGGCCGUUUAUUUUCUGAUAAUUCAUAUAAAACCCCAGAAACAAUUAAAACAUUCUUUAGAGAAAACAUAAAUAUACUGAUAGAUAAUGUCAAUCAUUAACAUCAUCUUUAAAUAUAACCAUUUACAAAAUAUUAUUAUUGCUAACCUAUUUCAUAUAUAUUGCAUCAACACUUCAUUGAUGACAUAUUCCAUAUAUACUUUAAUUCAUACAUAGAUAUGCAUAUACAUAUCAUAUAGGGAAACAGAUUAAUACGAUGCAUUUCUUAUCAUUUAGACAUUACACAAUGCAUAACAUAUAAUAAACCUACCAAGUGUGUGGACCUGGGUACAAUCAGUACACACCGGCAGCUGCACGAGCAAUACAGAUACGUCUCCAUAAAUAAAUAAACAUCUAUGCAAACUGUGCACACUAAUCAAACGACAGCAAUAACAAUACAAACAAAUACGUUAGUUAUUGUUGAGUAAUGAGAAACAUUUACAAUAUACAUAAUGAUAAAACCGGCUUCAUUCCUACAUUCACACAAUAUGCAUGGGUACAUUUACAGAUACAUUCAUGCGUUUACACAUUACACAUUCAUACAUCAGCUGUAUAUUACUUAAAGAUUAAGUUUAACACUGAUAAUGCAUUACAUUCUGCAACACAACUAGUUAACAUAAACUUCUAAAUACUUACAAUAUGAUUAUCAAAUAAUAAUAAUUGCCAAAGCAUAAACACAAUACAUGUACACAUCAAAUGAAUAUGUACAUUCUACAAAAGUAUUGAAAGAGACCAACCUUCAGAAAUGAUCUCAAGAGCUCCAAUAUAAUGUCCAAAUAAUCCAGCUAGUACGAGAUCCACUAUCCACAAACGCCUGUUGUGACCAGUUGACAGUAGAAAUGUUGUGAGCUGUUGCGCUUGGUCGGGUUAUUGUGUGGCAGUGAUCUAGGUCAUUGUGGCUGAGGCAGAAAACUCAUGCAGUAAGCUGAGAGAGGGGCUAAGAGAAGCUGAAGAGUGAAGUGUAUAAUGUUUAAAAUGCACUAAACAGAAUAUAUUUUAAGUCAGUAUAAACUAAAGAGUAAAAAUACGAAAUAUGUGCAAACAUUUCAAGCUGUGAUAUAACUGAAAAAUUGUUGAAAGUGAUGUUUAAACCGUCCCUGUGGUUCUUUACUGAUAAUGCUUAAUAUAGAUAAGAUUAGUUAAUACCUUAUUAUCCCAUGGAAAAUUUUGGGUGAUAGCAGGUCCAUUUUCCCCUAUGACAUGAAUCGUUGCUCGCAGUAUCAAUCACUGGGUUGUCUAGUUCAGCUCAAUUGUUCACAUGCCUUUCUUUUAUAGCUAAUCAUAAACAGAUAUAUGCAUGCAAAUUGAGAGUUAUGAUGUUACAUAUACUGUGAUGGAGAGAGUGUUAAUCAGUCUUUGUAAGAUGAACAGUCGUGAAUAAACAAUAUCAUUGUAUGCUAUUCAAAGACAUAAGCUGUUAAAAUCUUUAGAAAAUAUUAAAAAUAGGACACUGAUUGGUAUUAAUCUUGCCUUACCUUGCAAUGCAGGUCUCCCAAUUACUCAAAAUCAGAAUGUUUUCAAAUAUGUACAUACCUGUUUCUCAAAGAAAACGUUUUCUCUGUUAACUUCUGUUGUACAUAUCCUUGCCUAUGUCUGUCACUUGUAUACAUUGAUAUUAUUGUAAGAGUACUUGUGUAAUUAUUGGGAGAGAGCCCUUUCCAAGUUGGAUAACUUGUGCCCAGUCCUUUUCUUGAAUUAAUGAUAUAUGUUUCAAUCAAUAAACACAAUCAAACUCUCA
Messenger RNA from Haliotis rubra (blacklip abalone), 2845 nucleotides. RefSeq names its product plasminogen-like. The transcript is spliced from 4 exons. Gene Ontology annotation, molecular function: signaling receptor binding; endopeptidase activity. The record is from RefSeq and is a predicted model, not a curated record. The coding region runs from base 67 to 792 and encodes 241 amino acids. NCBI's taxonomy places the organism in Eukaryota, Metazoa, Mollusca, Gastropoda, Lepetellida, Haliotidae.